Molecule: messenger RNA, 3232 nt
Organism: Paramisgurnus dabryanus
Lineage: Eukaryota; Metazoa; Chordata; Actinopteri; Cypriniformes; Cobitidae
Gene: rtn4b
Product: reticulon 4b
Biological process (GO): brain development; endoplasmic reticulum tubular network formation; neuron differentiation
Cellular component (GO): neuron projection; postsynaptic density; endoplasmic reticulum membrane
Source: RefSeq, a predicted model, not a curated record
UGCGAUGUUUGUUGGAGUCGGUUAACUUUUAAGUGUGCGGUCGUGCGGAGUCGCGUGUCUACUGUUUUUCAUCAGGAUAAGAUUAUACUUUUAUUUCUAACCAGAAACUCCGAUAUAUCACAGCAACAUUAUUUCCGAUGGACGAGGCUGAUAAAGUUUCCUCCUGUACACCUGACAAGCUGCUCAAGAAUCAAUCAGACAAGAGCAUGCAGCACGCCGACGACGAAAUCAUCGCUCCACAGACAAAUGAAGAAAUUGUUACUUCACAGACAAAUGAAGAAAUUGUUACUUCACAGACAAAUGAAGAAAUUGUUACUUCACAGACAAAUGAAGAAACUGUUACUUUACAGACAAAUGAAACGUUUAUUACUUCACACACAAUAUCUGUAGAAGCUAUUCCUCCGGCUGUUGAAAUCAGCAUUUCUCUGAAGACAACAGAAGUAACCGUUACUGCACACCGAGCAGAAGAAACAUAUACUUCCCAGAUGGGAGAAGAUCCUUCAGAAAUAACUCGAUUAAAUAACACAAGUCAUCAGGAAACAGUCACGUGGACUUCGCAGAGAACCGAGGAUGCAGCAGAAAGAUCUCCUCAGCAUCCAGAAGUCGGCUGUGUUUCGGCGAUUAAAGAAGAAAUCAUUGCUCUAAACACAUCAGACGUAACAUCAGAAAUAUCGCCGGUAACCGCAUCUUCUCCAGCGAUAUCAGAAGUGAGCUCCACCUCAGCAGCUGCUGUUGUAGGCUUACAGACAGACUCGGAGAGAAACACUCAUCUCAUAUCUGGAGAUCUACAGGAAAACAAACCCUCUCUUCAUACACAUGAGCGUGCUGCUCUUUCAGCUCCUACAUCAUCAUCUGUGUCUGCCUUUGUAUCCGCACCUCAGUUUACAGCGGACCUCUGGGAUUCUCCAGCUGUAGUUUCACAGGACAACAGUAUACCUACUAUGGAUUCAUUCAGUAAAAUCUCAGGAGGAUUCGACUCUGAUGUCCUAAACCAGUCAGAUGAUGACUUACUGGUUGAACCGAAAGACUGUAUUUUUUCAUCUGAUAAUGAUGCUAAAGAGGGCCUUACUGCUACCAGAAGAUCUGUGGAGGUGUCAGAUAGCCCAUCUCCAGAUCUGGUACAGGAUGCCUAUGAUGGAGAUGAAAAUGAAUAUUUCACACAGCCACAGGAAAUCGAACAGUUUUCUGUUUCAAGUAUGAACAAAGAGGGAGAUGAUCGACCAACAACUCUCCCAGAUAUUUUAAAGUCUUCUCCACUUAACCCUGACAAAGCGGACUCUGGGUCAUCUGAAGGCAGCCCUGAUAUUAGCCCCGCUCAUAAAAGUGAAGAUUCCCAAAAUGUCCCAUUGUCAGUGUCUGCCAGCAAUCUAUUUGGAUUUGACUCCAAAAUCUUACUGCUGAAGGAGAUGGCUGAGGAGACAGAGGCCAGGGCUGUAGAAAAGGCAAAGCUGGAUGCAGAGAAGAUUUCUGAGCAAAGUUUUGUUGCUUUUGAUCUUGUCAAGGAGACAGGCCUGCCUCUGAAGAGUGAACAAGUACUGAAGGACGAAGAAGCUGAGAUGUCAAGUCAAACAUAUGUACAGAUGAGUGACAAAUUUGAAUGUCUAAAUUUUCUUAAUGAAAAGAAUCAAGAACACUCAGAUUCUGAUAGUCCAACUGCAGAUUCAUUCUCUCCAGUGCUCGAUGCAGUGGCGAAACAAACAUCAUGUUUCCAUGUAGAGCAAGGAAUCACUGCUGUCAGGGAAGAGAUUGAAGCCAUUGACGAGGUGUCGGAGCAAGAAGUCUCGUCUGAAGAGUUUGAGUUUGUCGAGAGGCCACCGCAAGGUGUCCCUGAUGAAUUUCUAGAAUUACACGAUAGUUCGACAAUUCCUAAACCAUCAGAAAUGCCGGUUGAUGAUGAGCAAUCGCCUAGUCUGGAACUGCCGUAUCAAAUACCUGCAACUCAAGACACACAAGAUCAACGUUCUUGCCAUCUUCUCUCUCAACAGUCAGACGAUUCCUUUCCUGUGAGAGGAAAGGCAGGCCUGGAAUCUGUUCCCCAAGGCAUUUCUCCAGUGUCUCUAAACCAUACUCCUGUGGACAAAACUGGGUUUGAGAAGAUGGAAGCUAAGGUCAGCAACAUUCCUUCACUGAGACCAGCCACAGUAGUGGAUCUCCUGUACUGGCGUAACUUGAGGUCAAGCGCUGUGGUGUUUGGUUCCAGUCUCCUCCUCCUCCUCUCCAUCUCCACCUGCAGCAUCAUCUCUGUUAUCACUUAUGUGACUUUGGCUCUGCUCUCAGUUACAGUGACAAUUAGGAUAUAUAAGGGAAUCCUGCAGGCCAUUCAGAAAUCUGAUGAAGGACAUCCAUUCAAACAGUACCUGGACAAAGAUGUUGGUUUUUCAACGGAUCUUGUGCAAAAAUACAGUGACAUGGCUCUGAGUCAAAUCAACAGUGGAUUGAUUGAACUGCGGCAUCUGUUUCUGGUGGAGGAUCUUGUUGACUCUCUGAAGUUUGCAGUGUUCUUGUGGAUCAUGACGUAUGUUGGUGCCAUGUUUAAUGGACUCACACUUCUUAUUCUUGGCUUGGUUGGAGCUUUCACCUGCCCUGUGAUCUAUGAAAAACAUCAGACAGAGAUCGAUCAAUACAUUUCCAUGGUCAAGACCCAGAUCAAGGAUAUUUUUGGGAAAAUUCAGGCAAAGGUUCCUGGAAUGAAGAAGCUGGAAUGAUGUUGGAAGCAAGCAGAUGCCGAGUUAUUCCUCAUCUCUCAUCAGUCAUUGUGUUUGCUUGUUUGUUGACAUGAACAGAUUAUUUUGAAGUAGUGCUGGUUAAUGCUGAUUGAAAAACAAUUGUGUACUUAUAGACUGACAGAUCUGGUUUCUCGCCUACAGUAAUGUCUUCAACCUCAGUAUUCUAGUGUUUUCUUUUUAAAUGAAGGAAAGUUAAAUAGUAUUUAAGUUAUGAAUGUGAUUGAUCAAUACAUUUUCUGAUGAGUUUUUCUGUAGUGCUUAAUACACCAUAGUCUUGGAAAAGUUAACUUAGUAGAUAAAGACAUUUUACCUCACCACAGUAACAUCUCUGGAUAGACAAAAUAAUUUAUUGUAUUUAGAGUAAAUCUAAGAAUAUCACAUAAGAUGAGAGUGUUGUUUGCUAUGCGAGUAAUUGUGAAUGAUACUCAUACAGCUGUAUUGAACUCUCUGAAAUGCAUUGCGAGAUAAAAAUGAGUACCAAUAAAGCUUGUCAAAUACUCAAUGAA